Molecule: messenger RNA, 622 nt
Organism: Monomorium pharaonis (pharaoh ant)
Lineage: Eukaryota; Metazoa; Arthropoda; Insecta; Hymenoptera; Formicidae
Gene: RpL26
Product: 60S ribosomal protein L26
Exons: 4
Coding region: 119-565 (148 amino acids)
Biological process (GO): cytoplasmic translation; ribosomal large subunit biogenesis
Cellular component (GO): cytosolic large ribosomal subunit; ribosome
Molecular function (GO): structural constituent of ribosome; RNA binding
Source: RefSeq, a predicted model, not a curated record
GCUUAUCGCGUCUAGUGUGCGAGAGCCAUACGGCGCGUGCGCAUCUCAUUAUACAUUUUGCCUAGUAUUAUUCUUCCGGUUGAAACCAUCGCGUUGAAUUGUUGUCGAAUCUACGAGGAUGAAGUACAAUCGUCUGGUAUCUUCCUCGCGCAGGAAGAAUAGAAAGCGGCACUUCACCGCGCCUUCGCACAUUAGACGACGGUUAAUGUCCGCACCGCUAUCCAAAGAGUUACGACAAAAGUACAAUGUGCGGUCGAUGCCGAUCCGCAAGGACGACGAAGUACAGGUAGUACGUGGCCAUUACAAGGGUCAACAAGUAGGAAAAGUUGUCCAAGUAUACAGGAAAAAGUUUGUAAUAUAUAUUGAACGAAUUCAACGUGAGAAGGCAAACAGUGCCAACGUCUAUGUCGGCAUAGAUCCUUCCAAGACAGUUAUUGUUAAAUUGAAAAUGGACAAAGAUCGUAAAAAGAUAAUCGAUAGGCGAAGCAAGGGCAGAUUGGCUGCAUUAGGCAAAGACAAGGGCAAAUAUACAGAAGAUGUAACAGCCGCCAUGGAAACAUCGUAAUUUUGAUAUAUUUCUGCGUUUGUCACAAUAAAAUAUUAAAAACAAAAUGGAGACAAA